AUGGCCGCGCCGGCGAACGACAGCGGCGGAGGCGGCGAGCGCAGCCGGGGCAGCAGCCCAGGAAGCCCGGCGAGAACCGGGGAGCGCGCGGACGCGGAAGCCCGAGGCGCGGCGACCGGGGUCCCCGGCCACCCGGCGCUGGAGGACUACGAGUGCAAAAUCUGCUACAACUACUUCGACGCAGACCGGCGCGCACCCAAGCUGCUGGCGUGCCUGCACACCUUCUGCCAGGAGUGCCUGAGCCAGCUGCAACUCCGCGCCGCUGCCGCUGCCGCCGCUGCAUCUGAGCGCCCCCAGCGCCCGCCGCCCUGGCAUGGCCCGCCGGGCACCAUCGCGUGCCCUGUGUGCCGCCACCGCACGCCGCUGCCCGAAAGCCGCGUGCACGGCCUGCCCAACAACACCAAGCUCGCCGAAGCCUUCCCGCUGGCUCUGCGCGUUGCGCACGACCCGCUGCCCCAAGACAGCCUCCCGCCGCUGGGCGCGCGCCGGACCGCGCCCGCCCCGGUCCAGCCGCCCACCCUGGCUCCGGCCCUGGCCCCGGUCGCGGCUCCGGUCCCGGUCCCGGCCCAGCAGCCGCCGCCCGCGGAGGAGGCGGCGAGCGCAGGCCUGCGCGCCCCGGGCGGCUAUGAGAGCUGCCAGAACUGCAAACGCGCCGCUCUCACUGCGGGCUGCGUGUGCGUCGUUUUCUCUUUCCUCUCCAUGGUGGUGCUCCUCUUCACCGGCCUCAUCUUCGUCAACCACUACGGCGGCGGCGGGGGACCCCCAGGCGGCGCGGCACCCCCCGGGGCGGCCCCUGCGGCCGGGUCCCCCACGCCCUCCCCGGUGGGGCCCAUCUGCCUCUCGGUGGCCAGCAUCCUGGCGCUCUUCUCAGUCGUCGUCACCUGGGUCAUCUGUUGGCUCAAGUACCGGCCAGAGGGUGCGGCCGGGGGUUCGGCAGGCGGCAGCGGUCAAAGAGCGAGGGCAACGGCGGGCGGUGCCCGGAGGAGCGACACGUAGCCGGGUUGCUCGCUGGGCCACCCGCCCCGGGCCCAGCACUUCCUGCCCCGCGUGGCCCCAGAGGAGAGGGCCUCUGGCUCAGUGCGCUCGAGCUUCUGCGCCCUCCCCCUGAGGCCCAUCACACCAGGCACGCCUCACCGCCAGGCCUCGGUUUCCCGCCCCGCCUGCUCUCUGCGCCCAGCCUCCUCCGCGCUGGACCAGUCUGAGACACCGAGGAGGUGGGGAUGCUACUGGGGAGUCCCGUCUCUCGGGUCUGGGCGAACUCAACCUCCGUCUCAUGCACCACCCUCAUCCUCGCCUGAGCGUGACGCCGUCCUUCCCCAGAGUCCGAGGAUUUGCAAAGAAAGGAGGAAAAAGGAGAGUGGGAUCCCCGCUGCCCCGCCUAAAGCUGGUUUUCUCGCAACGGUGACUUGAGAGUUCCUUUAGGGCUGCAGGUGCGCGCGCGUGCACGCACGGAUGCAGCGGCUGCAAAUGAACUAGAACAGUCCAGAGGAGAAAUGAGUGAGACGUAAACGUGAGACAAAUUCCUGCUUCCCCGCGAUCCUGGGAAAGGAGAGAGCCCGGGCGCAGAGAGUGCUGUACACGCCCGAGGCACGCAACACGGGCGUGUGUUUGGCGGCUGGAAGACCCCUCCGCCAGUCUCUGGGAGCUAGCCCGCGGGUGCGCAACGCGCGUGCGCGCUCGGGCCGCUGGCUGGCUUAGCGGAGGAGACGGGCGGCAGCGCGCACCCGCAGAGGCUUCUUCUCGGCUAAGGCGCGCAGGCGGCCGCCCAGCUGGGUGUCUUGACCAGAACCCGAAGAUCCCAUCUCCUGGAAGCUUGUGGUGGUUUUAUUCACGGUGUUACUGCCAGGAAGUGAUUUCCUCUUCUGUAACUGGACUCAAGAAGCUUAACGAGCCCGUUUUCACUUCUCUCAAAACUGACUGACUGUUGCCCCCACCUGGAAGAUACUGAAAACUUUUCACGCAGAAUAUAAGCUGUAGGCUUCCCCCCUUGCCCCGCCUUUUAUCUUCAUUUCACUUUUUAAAUAAUCUUCGCAAAUAUAAAUCUGGAAAUUUUGUGCUGUAAAAUUUCCAGAAAAAUGUGUUUGAUGACUAGUGAGAUUUUCCUCCACACCUCCAGCCCAGAUACAUUUAGAAAUUAGGAGCAGAAAAGAAAGGCGUGUUGGCAAUUGAUUCAAGAUUUUAUACUGUGAAACAACCAAUGACUUGCAGUAUCUGAUAAAGUAGAAUAUAGUGCCCAAAGAUGAAAUUAACUGGCAAAGACGGUAUUAACUGCCUUUGACUGCAAAGCUCUAGAUAUAUAUGGUAUACGUGUAUCAGAAAAUAUUUUGAAUUUAGUAGCUUGAAAUUGUUGGAAUCACUGAAAUGUUCACAUCUGGUCCCAUGCAAUGAAAAAGAAUACAGAUCUCUUUGAUUUCACAACUGAGAAGAUUAAAGACGAAUGUAUGUUGCAGGUGAGUUAGAUGCCUUUUUGUUUUCUAGGGAAAAAAACUGUUCCAAAUGUAUUUUAUAGGAAAACAUUCUUUAUUCCAUCUUUUGAAAUUUGGAAUAAGACAAAAUUUUCAUGCUUUAAAAUCACAGAAGCUACAAAGGGUGCACUAUUACUUCUUGUGUAUGCACUUCUGUCUGCAUGGUAUCGGAUACAUAUUCCAUUAAUGGAACUUAUUAACCGAACUUGAAUAGAGCACUUGUAUGUAUACUAUGAGUGAAGUAAUUUAUUUUUCAUCAAUAAGUGGUAUGGCUGCAAUUUAGGAACUACAAUAUGAUGUGUUUUGUGUCUGCAUUGUCUUAAUGAUAAAAACAAUAAGUAUUUACAGAAAAAUCAAUAUUCAUGAAAUUUAUUUCAUGGUGAAAUUGCUCCAAAUUAUUUGUGUGGCAGUUCUCUUCCUUCAGUACAUGUCCCCAUCCAAAUUCUAAUUUCACAUUCUGAAUGAUGCUGAGAGAGAAAUAAUUAACAUGCAGAAUGUACAUAGCUAGGAUAGUCAUUUCAUGAAAUUAUGUCUAGGGUUUAACAGGACUGCCUGAUGCCCCAGUGAGAUCCGUUGUAUUCUGAAGUGUGAAGCAGCUUACUCAACCACCAUUAUAACAUCCACUAAAACGAAACUCUGUUUUCAGACAUUGUUCUCGGUUUCUGCAAAAUGUUUUCAGGUUCCUAAUACUAAGAAUCAUGUUUCAGAAAUUGGUUUAAUUUGUUUGUACUCCAAACAUGUUGCAUUACUUCUAUAUUCAUUUUUAUCUUUUAUUCAUCCCUCAUUUCUCUCCAUGCAGAGAUUCUAUUUGCAUUCACAACUGUUUAGGUGCAUGAGUGCAUUUACACAUGUAUAUAUGUGUGUAUGUAUAUACACAUAUAUAUAAUGUUAGUAACAGAACUUGGCUUUGUGGAUGUAACCAUAUGUAUGUGUGUGCACACACAUGAGUUCCUGUUUUUACUCCCUUAAACUUACAACCCGGAAGUCUGUCUGUCUAAAGUUACUUGGGGAUCAACUUGCUGCUUAGUGAGCUUAUUUAUGUUCCACAGAAGAAGAUACACCAGUGGCAUAAAAUAGAUUAUGCUUCAUAAAUAUGAGCUCCAUAUUUGAAUUGUCUUGCCCAAAUGUAAGCCACAUUGCUUCUUUCAUAGACUGCACAUGCAAAUUUCUUCUAAUGAGAAAUUUGAGUUAGAGUAUUAUUAAAUCAUACAGAUCCAAUCAGUAGCUCAGUAUAUAAAUGUGGCGAAAUUUUUUUUUCUUGGCUGAUCUCGCUUUAUUGCUAAUUUCUAAUUUCGUAGCCAGGAAUUGAGUGGCAGCAUGGGAUGAUGGAAAACUGCUUGGUCUCCUGACACUCAGGUGUCCCUCCUAUCUGUUGAUUUGAUUUAUCUAUCACUAUACAGUGUGGGAAACAUAGAAGGUGUUUAGGCAGUAAUUGUUAAAAUCAUCAGGGAAUUGUCUGGAAGGCUCCUGGUGACUGUGGAGUGCUUUUCCCCUUUCCCUUGCCAAUUCUUAUCUUGGAAGAGUUUGGCUCAAUCCUGGACAUACCUGCAGCUUAUGAGUGAGAAGUACAAGUAAAGUUACGACAGAAAAAUACAACAACAACAAGAAACAGGUCUGUUCUGGCCUAAACACUUGCUCAGAAACUUCGGGUCUCGCGGCUCAGGCUCUUCCUAGAUUCUCAUCAUGCUUCCACUGAAUCUAGAUUUCAAUGAAAGAAACAUCACACAAGCAAUAGAUUACUCGACCUCUGAAUGCAAUGUGGUUUUGUGAGCAGUGUCCACAUCCAGAAAGAAUCUUAGGUUUAGGAUCUGAAGACCUGUAAGGACAUGCGGGAAAUAUGAUUCUGAAUACUGGCUCUCCCCUUACGUGGAAAGACAUUGGGAAGUGAUUUAAUCCCUUUGAACCUCAAACCCCUCAUAUAUAAAAUAGGGAUAAAAGUCUGCACACCACCUACCUCAUAGGGCUGGUGUGGAGAUUAGUACACACAGGAGAGUAGCUAUGUGAAAACACUUUGGAAGCUAAAGCUCUGUGUGGAUACAUGGCCUUGUUUUCAUUCAGGUCUCCUAGGCUUUCCUGUCACCUCCCCAGAGAAAUCUGUCCUGCCCACUCUUCCACCAAUGGGUAUCUAUCCUGGUUUUAUUUUCUUCCUAGCACUUAUCAUCACCUGCAGUGGUCUCAUUUAUUUAUUACAUGAUUUUGUCCAUCUCCUGCAAGCAGAAUGUAAAGACAAGGGCAUCAACCUGCUCGGUCUGGUCAUUCACUCUAUCCAUGAAACUUAAGACAGUUCUUGGAUAGUAUAUGGCCAAAAAAAAAAAAAAAAAAAAAAAAAAAA
Choloepus didactylus (southern two-toed sloth) is the source of this 4797-nucleotide messenger RNA. Its product is annotated as RING finger protein 223-like. Gene Ontology annotation, molecular function: ubiquitin protein ligase activity. The transcript has a single exon. Bases 1 to 996 code for a protein of 331 amino acids. The record is from RefSeq and is a predicted model, not a curated record. Gene Ontology annotation, biological process: protein ubiquitination. NCBI's taxonomy places the organism in Eukaryota, Metazoa, Chordata, Mammalia, Pilosa, Megalonychidae.